Messenger RNA from Colossoma macropomum (tambaqui), 1074 nucleotides. RefSeq names its product gastrulation brain homeobox 1 (gene gbx1). Lineage: Eukaryota; Metazoa; Chordata; Actinopteri; Characiformes; Serrasalmidae. Bases 19 to 999 code for a protein of 326 amino acids. The record is from RefSeq and is a predicted model, not a curated record. Gene Ontology annotation, molecular function: RNA polymerase II transcription regulatory region sequence-specific DNA binding; DNA-binding transcription factor activity, RNA polymerase II-specific. Gene Ontology annotation, biological process: regulation of nervous system development; regulation of transcription by RNA polymerase II. Gene Ontology annotation, cellular component: nucleus. The transcript has 2 exons.
CCCUCUCCCUCCCUCAGCAUGCAGAGACCGAGCGGUCCGGGCACGGCGUUCUCCAUCGACUCGCUGAUCGGCGCUCCGCAGCCCAGACCGGGCCACCUGCUUUACACGGGCUACCCCAUGUUCAUGCCCUACCGGCCGCUCGUGCUGCCCCACGCGCCCCUGCCCUCGGGGAUCCCGCCGCUGGCGCCGCUCGCCUCGUUCGCCGGCCGCCUCACCAACUCGUUCUGCGCCGGCCUGGGUCAGGGCGUGCCCUCCAUGGUGGCUCUCACCACCGCGCUGCCCGCCUUCUCGGAGCCCGCAGACGGCUUCUACUCCACGCAGGAGGCGGCGGGAGCGCGGCUGAGCGCGGAGCCCCCCAACAGCGGCCGCGAGAGCCCGCGAGAAGAGCUGUUGCACCACCGCGACAAGAGCGCCGAGCUGCUCAACUUCAACCAAACUUUUCAGGCCGUGGCAGGUGAGACCAAACUGUACAGCUCAGACGAUGAGAAACUGGAGCUGAAGUCGGCGGAGGCGGUGUGCAGUGACAGGGACGAAAGCUCAGGCGGCGACAGCGAGAACGAGAGCUUCUCGGACGGCGCCGCGUGCGCUCCGGGCCACGGGGGCAAGCUGAAGUCGGUCGCUGGAGGAGGAGGAGGAGGGGGAGGAGGGUCUCGCGAGCCGCUGCCUCCGGGCGCUUCGGCGGCCAAGAGCCGCCGGCGACGGACCGCCUUCACGAGCGAGCAGCUGCUUGAGCUGGAGAAGGAGUUCCACUGUAAGAAGUACCUAUCUCUGACCGAGCGCUCGCAGAUCGCGCACGCGCUCAAGCUCAGCGAGGUGCAGGUGAAGAUCUGGUUCCAGAACCGGCGCGCCAAGUGGAAGCGCAUCAAGGCGGGAAACGCGGGCGGGCGCUCGGGCGAGCCCGCCAGGAACCCCAAAAUCGUGGUGCCCAUCCCGGUGCACGUGAACAGGUUCGCCGUCAGGAGUCAGCACCAGCAGCUCGAGCAGGGAGCCAGGCCCUGAAAAAACAAACAAACAGACAAACAAACAAAACUCCUCUACCUGCUCCAACAACGAAAUGCAUGAAGCACAAACAAA